Neofelis nebulosa (Clouded leopard) is the source of this 1596-nucleotide messenger RNA. It is a transcript of the gene GLT8D1, whose product is annotated as glycosyltransferase 8 domain containing 1. Gene Ontology annotation, molecular function: glycosyltransferase activity. NCBI's taxonomy places the organism in Eukaryota, Metazoa, Chordata, Mammalia, Carnivora, Felidae. The record is from RefSeq and is a predicted model, not a curated record. The transcript is spliced from 10 exons. The coding region runs from base 151 to 1266 and encodes 371 amino acids. Gene Ontology annotation, cellular component: Golgi apparatus.
CGCCAGAGCGCGCCCCGUCUCCAUGGCGACCGGCUUUUCUCUGCGAGGACCCGGGCGGUGGGGCUGCCCGGCGCGCCUGUUCGGCGCCACGAUUCCGCGGUCGGAGCGGCGGGGUUAAAAACUAAUAUUUAUAUAAGACAGAAGAGAAAGAUGUCAUUCCGUAAAGUAAACAUCAUCGUCCUGGUCCUGGUUGUUGUUCUCUUCCUACUGGUUUUGCACCAUAACUUUCUCGGCCUGAGCAGUUUGCUAAGGAAUGAGGUUUCAGAUUCAGGAAUUGUGGGGUUUCAGCCCAUAGACUUUGUCCCAAAUGUUCCCCGACAAGCUGUAGACGGGAGACAAGAGGAGAUUCCUGUGGUCAUCGCUGCAUCUGAAGAUAGGCUCGGGGGGGCCAUUGCAGCCAUAAACAGCAUUCAGCACAACACUCGCUCCAAUGUGAUGUUUUACAUUGUUACGCUCAAUGGUACAGCAGACCAUCUCCGGUCCUGGCUCAGCAGCAGUACCUUGAAAAGCAUCAGGUACAAAAUUGUGGAUUUUGACACUAAACUUUUGGAAGGGAAAGUCAAGGAGGAUCCUGACCAGGGGGAAUCCAUAAAACCAUUAACCUUUGCAAGGUUCUACUUGCCAAUUCUGGUUCCCAGUGCAAAGAAGGCCAUAUAUAUGGAUGAUGAUGUAAUUGUGCAAGGGGAUAUUCUUACCCUUUACAACACACCACUGAAGCCAGGGCAUGCAGCUGCAUUUUCAGAAGAUUGUGACUCAGCCUCUACCAAAGUUGUCAUCCGUGGAGCAGGGAACCAGUAUAAUUACAUUGGCUAUCUUGACUAUAAAAAAGAAAGAAUUCGUAAACUUUCCAUGAAAGCCAGCACCUGCUCAUUUAAUCCUGGAGUUUUUGUUGCAAACUUGACAGAAUGGAAAAGACAGAAUAUAACCAACCAGCUGGAAAAAUGGAUGAAACUCAACGUAGAAGAGGGACUGUACAGCAGAACACUGGCUGGCAGCACCACAACACCACCUCUGUUGAUCGUAUUUUAUCAACAGCACUCUACAAUUGACCCCAUGUGGAAUGUCCGCCACCUCGGUUCCAGUGCUGGAAAACGAUAUUCACCCCAGUUUGUAAAGGCUGCCAAGUUACUUCAUUGGAAUGGUCACUUUAAGCCAUGGGGAAGAACUGCUUCCUAUUCUGAUGUCUGGGAAAAAUGGUACAUUCCAGACCCCACAGGCAAAUUCAGCCUGAUCCGAAGACAUAUGGAGAUCUCAAAUACAAAAUAAAACAUAAUUUAUGCUAUAAGCAUUUCUCAGGAAAUCCUGGAAGACAGUAUGUGUGGGAAUUAACAGUUGCAAGGCUUCAAUGCCUACCUGCAGCAACCCAUGGAAAGAGGGACAUUUCAGCUGGGUAAAGAGGAUGAACUACCCUGUUUAGCAGUCAGCUUCCCAGAUAGGCUAUAAAUGUCUCCAUCUGCCUUACCAAAUGUUUGCUUACUGCCAUACUGAAGGACUGACAGGGAUGGUACGGCUAGUUCAACACUACUGCUUGGUUUUAAUUUUGUAAUAUUAACCUGUGGUCUGAUCUGUUAAUAAAGUGAAACCUACAUUUUUCAA